UGGUUGCGUGUAGACGGACAUCUUGCGAGUGCUGGCAAAUGGUUAUCUUCAAGAAAGAAUCUACUACCCUCAGCAACUCACAGCGUAAACAUUCCAGACUGGCAUGGGAAAGAAAUUACAGAAACCAGGCGUGCAAGCGAAAAGGACUGGAAACAUUGGCUGGAUAUGUCCACUUCUCAUGAAUCAUUAGAUCAGUGUUGGAAGCAGCGUGCACAGCAUGAGGUGUUGGAAGAUCCAACAAAGGUUGAAGACAAUAUAUUUGCCUUGAGAACACUUGUUCAAGGUGAAAAAGGGCUCUAUUCAAGAACUGAUGACACAUUCCUCUUAGCUUUUUUAAGAGCGAGGAAGCACAAUGUGAAUGAAGCCUUCAGACUGCUCAAGAACUUUUACAAAGUUAAGAAGGCUUAUCCAAAACAACUUGAAUGUUGCCUCCCAUCAGAAAAAGGAUAUGUUUAUGACAUGGACAUAAUGACAGUUCUAGACCAAAAAGAUAAUGAUGGGAGGAUUGUAGUGAUCAUGCGGUUUGAAAAACUGGAUUACAAAAAGAUCGUAGUAGAAGAAUGCUUCCAGACAAUAGCAACAGUGCUUUCGUUUUGUUGUGAAGAUCCUCACGUUCAUAUCUCUGGUGCAGUAUUUAUUGUGGAUAUGAAAGGGUAUGGACUUCAACAUUUCCUAGUUGCAACACCAUCAAACUUAUCACUUUUCAUUAAAAUGUUCCAGGACAGCUUUCCUUUGAGGCUGAAGGGUGUCCAUAUUGUAAAUGCACCAUCACUUUUUGCUGCUGUGUUUGCAAUUUCUAAACCAUUUUUGAAAGAAAAGAUGAGACAAAGAAUUCAUGUUCAUGGUAGAAACAUGUCUUCUUUGCAUGAAUAUGUGCCUUAUGAGAUACUACCAAAACAGUUAGGAGGAAUGGUACCUGAUUUCAACUUCAAUUCAUUCAGACACAAACUACAACAAAAUGAAAAUAUGAUCAAAGCAUGGAACAAAUAUGGAUAUGGUAUGGAACCCCAAGACAAUUUCGAAAUUGGAAUGUCAAAAUGAAUGUGAAGAUUAACCUUACUAUGUCUAGGUAGUAUGCCCUUUGGUGGUAAGAAAAAUUAUUAUGCAUGCAACUGUAUAAAAACUCAGUAAAUAGAAUUCAGAAUUCUAGUGUUAUGUUAUACAGUCAUGAAAACUGAAACAUUUGUGCCAUAUGUAUUAACAACAUCAUUGAAACAGUACAGAAUUUAUAUGUUAGAAACAAACAAUUUCGAACAUUAUCUCGUAUAAGUUCUUAGUGAUUAUAAAUUGCAGUAAGAAUUUAAAUGUCUCCUGUCAAAGUGUAAAAUAUAUUCAUUUUGUCUCAGG
Schistocerca piceifrons (Central American locust) is the source of this 1347-nucleotide messenger RNA. Its product is annotated as clavesin-2-like. Gene Ontology annotation, cellular component: membrane. The record is from RefSeq and is a predicted model, not a curated record. Lineage: Eukaryota; Metazoa; Arthropoda; Insecta; Orthoptera; Acrididae. Gene Ontology annotation, molecular function: phosphatidylinositol bisphosphate binding. Bases 166 to 1041 code for a protein of 291 amino acids. The transcript has 9 exons.